This is a messenger RNA of Stegodyphus dumicola, 665 nucleotides long. RefSeq names its product D-aminoacyl-tRNA deacylase (gene Dtd). NCBI's taxonomy places the organism in Eukaryota, Metazoa, Arthropoda, Arachnida, Araneae, Eresidae. The record is from RefSeq and is a predicted model, not a curated record. Gene Ontology annotation, biological process: tRNA metabolic process. Gene Ontology annotation, molecular function: D-tyrosyl-tRNA(Tyr) deacylase activity. Gene Ontology annotation, cellular component: cytoplasm.
AUAAUUGUGAUUAUUUCUAUCUAACAUUUAAAGUAAUCUUUUAACCGUAUCCGCAAAACCGUGUGAGCAGCCGAAUUUUAGCAAAUAUUGACACUAUGCGCGCUGUUAUACAAAGAUGCAAAAAUGCUAGUGUUGCAGUUGAUGAUGAAAUUAUCAGCAGUAUAGGCAAUGGGAUCUGCGUUUUCAUUGGAAUUUCGAGGAAUGAUACAAAAAAAGACAUCGAAUAUAUGGUUAGAAAAUUACUAAAUUUAAGAUUAUUCUCGGAUGAAAAUGGGAAAAGAUGGUCUCAUAGUAUAAAAGAUAAACAAUAUGAAAUUUUACUUGUAAGUCAGUUCACUCUUCAUUGCACCUUGAAAGGGAAUAAACCAGACUUUCGCUUAUCUAUGGGUCCUGAAACUUCAGAAGAGUAUUAUUCUGAUCUUGUUAAAUCUAUGAAACAGGCUUACUGUGAAGAACAUGUAAAAGAUGGGAAAUUUGGAGCAUAUAUGCAAGUAAAUAUCCAGAAUGAUGGGCCAGUUACAAUAAACUUAGAAUCUCCUAGUGAAUCUAAGAAGGAACAAGCCCCUUCAGAAAAUGAAGUAGCAGAAUAGGAAUAACAUCAGACUUAAUUUAAUAUUAUGUAUUGUAAAACUGCGUAUGUAAAUAAAUAAACUGCAUUUUUCUCA